UUAUGUGUCUAGUCGAUCAAAGUUGCCAAAGCUGGCUCGGUCGGGUAGUUUAGGAGCUCAAUAUUCGGUUUCUCACAGCCACCGCAGCACAGCUUAAAACCUCAUGAAAACUUACCUAUUAUACUCUCCUUAUUCGACGACUACUCGCUCGAGUCGUGCUGAUAGUCAGUCAAGUCUGUCAGUCAGUACAGUGUGAAGUGGGUAGCAGAAUUUGAUACUAAAUUUGUCUAGUUGUUAGUUGGCUGGCAGCACCGUGACGGAACUGUUAUUUGUUUUAAAGUGCAACAUUUAGGUUUUCGGGUGAUAAGCAAAGCAAGAAGUGUGUUCAUUUUGUUUAAACUAAUUACGGCGAGCAGUCAAUGCUAAUGGUGAACGUCGCAGGGCUGAAGGAGAAAAUGCUUCGGUUCCAAAUACCGACCGAACUGAAGGACGAUCUUGUGUACUGUCAGCGAUCCCUGCGUCAUUUCGUUAAAGUGCACCAGCUGUUGGCCGCAAAAUUAUCCAAUGGAUUGAAUCAGAGUCAGACUAAUAAGCUGAAAGGUUACCUGCGUGAACUGGAAGCGGAAAUAGUUGAAAUUGGCAACGAGCAGCGACCGCUGGUUAAGGAACUGGACCUGUCAAUUCGAAGUUAUCUAAAGCAGCUGGCCACUUCGGAGCUGCUGGAGGACGACUGGGAAAUUGCGUACGGGUACGUAACCCGGGCACUGUCCGUGCACUAUGAGAUGUCCUUCAACACCAAGUACACGCCCCGGAAUGUCACCGAACGGCUGAACGAAGCCCAGCUGGUGCAUAAGUAUGAGCUCGCCUCCUUCGACGAUCCACGGCCAAAGAAGGAAAAGGAUGAGUCUCGUAGCAGCACCAGUUCCUCGAUCUCGCCAACCACGAUCUACCAGAACAAUCAGAAGCAGAUCUCUUUGCUGAAACCGAAAGAGGAACGCGUCGCUUCGCGAAGCUCUUCCAGUGCCACCCAGCCACCCUUCAGCAAUAUUACGUUCUCCAACGCCAAAAGUCUCGUCAAUGAGGCCGCCCUCAAUCAGAUAACCCCGGAAUUGAUCGUCGUACCGAAGAAACUAAUCCGCGCGUUACCGCCCCCACUUUCGGAAGCGCUGCCACGUCCGAUCGCCACUAAAGCACCCCCAAAAGAGCUACAAAUCAAGUCUGAAACCGACUACGAACCUCAGGAACUGCCGGCAACGGUAGCCAUCGAAAAAAGUCGCCUUAAUUUGCGGCAGGCGUUGAACAAGGCAAAAAACAGCAGCCUGAGCAUGAGCCAACCGGCCGAAGCCUCGAAACCUACUGCCAUGGUAUUCACACGCCAGACAAAAGCCAUCACUAAGACCAAGAGUGAUCCACUGCCGAGCAAGCGUCUCUCCGUCGGUGGCUCAUCGGAUUCAUCGCCAAACUCUCGCUCUUCCACUCCAAUUUCCGCUAAGGCUUCCGAUGAUUCCGUUGAUCGUGCUCCCAAUCCGAUCGAAGAAUAUAUCGAACCCCAGCCAAAUGACAUCUACGAGCUGGAACAGCCGGUAUUCCUAAAGUUUUUCGGACUCUUGACACUGGAGGAAAGCAAAGCACUUGCCACAAGAAAAACCGAGCGUAAACGACGCAGCUGCAACAGCACGGAACGGAAGGAUUUUCAUUACGGUAAGAUCGACUAUUACGAGCAGCAGAUGCACCACAUUACCCGUCGGAGAAACAAACGCCCCAUCCUGUAUUCCCCUCCGGCAACUCGUGGGGUGAAAAAACGAGAGCAUUUCGAAAAUAUAGCGUCCAGCACCGGUGCUGGUACCAUCCGUUCCGGUUCCGGAUCGUCAGGGUCAUCGUCGGCUUCCUCAACAACAGCGGCACCAGCAUCGACAGCUCGAGUCGGCGACAAGCUUGUAUUAACCGAGCUCGAGAAUAAAAUCUGCAUUGUUUGUAGUAAAUCAGGUUCUUCUGACACUCUCAGUGCCUGUGUGUACUGUUGUAACAUUUAUCAUCUGCGCUGCCACAGUAACAGCAUUUUCAACCCGCAGCUACUGCGCCAGAGGGACAACAUAUGUCCGGUAUGCCUCCAGAAGAAACAACAAGCGACCGUUGCUCAGCAGAACCAACAGCGGGACCAAGUACUUCGCAAACGUCUGCUACGACGCAACGCUCUGCAGAGGGCACGCAACGAUCAGCUCCAGCAGAGGAAACAAACCAUGGAAGAAUUGUACCAGUUGAAACAAACGGCGCGACAGCGGUUGGUGGACCAGGAAAAGCAAACGCUGGAUCAGAUUUCCAGCUUGCUGAACUGCUUAAGUUCCUUAAGGCAUCAUGAACAAUAGAAUAGAAAAGCACACCACAUGAUGUGGUGCGAUUUAGCGCAACUCAAGUACAACGCUACGGCACCGAUCUUCCACAUACUUUUUUUAUUGCACAUUUAUUUUUUUCUGCAUUAUUAUACAUUGUUAGUUGUAUUAGUUCUAUAUUUAUUCAUUAUCAUUAACUGUUCAUUGAACAACCCGCCGGCUCUGGCAUGCGGAAGUGGUUCUUUCGCUGAAAUUAUUACUCCAUGCGAAAUUUGAAAUGUCGGUAAUUGUGUCAGGACAAUUUAUGCAAAUAUAUACUACGAACAUGUGU
Messenger RNA from Wyeomyia smithii (pitcher-plant mosquito), 2601 nucleotides. RefSeq lists its product as uncharacterized. The record is from RefSeq and is a predicted model, not a curated record. The transcript is spliced from 6 exons. NCBI's taxonomy places the organism in Eukaryota, Metazoa, Arthropoda, Insecta, Diptera, Culicidae. Bases 360 to 2306 code for a protein of 648 amino acids.